Desarmillaria tabescens is the source of this 1047-nucleotide messenger RNA. RefSeq lists its product as uncharacterized. The record is from RefSeq and is a predicted model, not a curated record. The transcript has 3 exons. NCBI's taxonomy places the organism in Eukaryota, Fungi, Basidiomycota, Agaricomycetes, Agaricales, Physalacriaceae. The coding region runs from base 178 to 927 and encodes 249 amino acids. Gene Ontology annotation, molecular function: flavin adenine dinucleotide binding; oxidoreductase activity, acting on CH-OH group of donors.
UUGGUGACCGACCGAGCUGUUAGCCCAUGGAAUCAAAUCAACUCUCCAUAUGCCCGACGUUGGCAAGAAUACGACAGGCCAUCCCAGAUGGGACGUUGAGUUCUUCGUUAACAGCACCGACACUAUGGAGAACAUCUAUUUCAGAAACGCGACUUAUCAAGCAGAGGCCUUGGCGGAAUGGGAAGAAAUCGAACGGGCUUCUUGACUGCAGGAAUAACGAACCACCUAGGAUUCCUUCGCGUUCCCGAGGGUAUUUUGGAUGGUGAGCCGUGCUCGGGGAACGAGACAGCGCACUACGAGUUCAUGCUUUUGAACGGCCUUAUUUCGGAACCUAUUCCCCCUACAGGGAACUUCCUGUCUAUUAGGACUGCGGUUUUAUGUCCUCUAUCCCGCAGCGACGCCACACUCAACAGUCCCCUGGACCCGCCACUGAUCAACCCAAACUUUUUCGCGCAUCCACAGGACCUCGCCAUCCAUGCUGGAGGCUGCUGCUGUUGCGAAAGGGUUUGUCAAGGCACCGGUAUGGGAUGGAUAUGUCAUUGGCGUUCAGACGGACGUCUCCUAAGAAACAUCAGGAUUGGUGUGGCUACCAUUUACCAUCCAGUCGGUACGGCAAGUAUGUCCCCGGCUGACGCGGGUUGGGGUGUAGCCAACCCAGAUUUGAAGCUCAAGGGUGCCAAGGGGGUGGGGAUUGUCGAUGCAUCGGUUUUGAUAGGGCUUUCUUGUUCUUGCCUGCGCGAUACUAGCUCUUACCUAUCCCUCUCAGCCUUUCGUGACGACAUCACAUAUACAUACGCAGGCGCCUGUUUACGCAAUGGCAGAAAGGGCCGCCGACUUGAUCAAAGGAAGCAAAUAGACAUUGAUGAUCUUAAGUCUUAUUUUAAAGUCAUCGCGUCGAUUUUUUCCUUUAUUAUUCACAUAGUCUAGACGACUCUCGUAUUCUUGCUGUCUUGCUGUUGUCGAAAAAAUAUCGCCAUGUGUUAUUUCCGACUUCAUGGACCACGUGGCUAAAAUCAUUUGGUCCGAAUCGUCCCACCAUUCGUCCGA